ACAAUAGUCAGGCGAGCCCAAAAAGGAGCUUUCUUGAAAUGAUAAACAGUUAAAACUCUCCUAAUUUGGUGCACUAAUUUGCGCACUUCUCACUGGAAUCUUAACAAGAAUUCCCCUAAGAUACACCAAAUCUCAAAUGCUUAAAGCUUUUUCUUUUCCUUCGUUAGUUUACCCUCCAUCAGUACUAGCUCCAAGGUAUGUCGUAAAAAUGUCAGCAAUAGCUACCAAGAAUACAGGAAUUGCAGCUGAAUCGUUAGGAGUCAAGCCUCCUGCACAUCCCACUUAUGAUUUGAAGGGAGUUAUCGAACUUGCCCUAUCUGAAGAUGCUGGUGACCUAGGGGAUGUGACUUGUAAGGCAACAAUUCCAGUGGAUAUGGAAGUAGAAGCUCAUUUUCUGGCAAAGGAGGAUGGUAUUAUAGCUGGAAUUGCCCUUGCUGAAAUGGUAUUCAAUGAGGUUGACCCCACCCUGAAGGUGGAUUGGUCCAGAAAGGAUGGUGACAAAAUCCAUAAAGGCCUUCAAUUUGGCAAAGUACAUGGGAGGGCUCACAGCAUUGUUGUAGCUGAAAGGGUUGUACUAAAUUUUAUGCAGAGGAUGAGUGGAAUAGCAACCCUAACUAAGGCCAUGGCAGAUGCUGCACACCCUGCAUAUAUUUUAGAGACAAGAAAGACAGCUCCAGGUUUACGUUUGGUGGAUAAAUGGGCGGUAUUGAUAGGUGGUGGCCAGAAUCACCGAAUGGGUUUAUUUGACAUGGUGAUGAUAAAAGACAAUCACAUAUCCAUUGCUGGUGGGGUCCCUAAUGCUCUAAAAUCUGUUGACCAGUACUUGGCAAGUAAUAAUAUUCAAAUGGGAGUUGAGGUUGAAACUAGGACACUUGAAGAGGUGAAUGAGGCGUUGGAUUAUGCUUCUCAGUCAAAGACAUCCUUGACUAGGAUAAUGCUGGAUAACAUGGUUGUCCCUCUACCUCAUGGGGAUAUAGAUGUAACCAUGCUCAAAGAGGCUGUUGAGCUCAUUAGCGGAAGAUUUGAGACUGAGGCAUCUGGGAAUGUGACUCUUGAGACUGUACACAAGAUUGGACAAACUGGCGUAAUGUAUAUUUCUAGUGGUGCACUAACACAUUCUGUGAAAGCACUCGACAUUUCCCUGAAGAUCGAUACAGAGCUUGCGCUUGAAGUAAGCCGGCGUACAAAACGAGGAUGAGAAUGCUUGCAGUUUUUUAUUUAUUUUUGGUUUACAAGUUCAGUAACUAAAGUUCUGGGGACGACGGAUUGCAAUAUUCCCAGGCUGAGUCAUAUUUUGUUGUAGCGUAACAUACAUCAUCAGGUUAGAUUAUAAAACAUUGUCGUAGAAUUGUUCCAAUGUGAACUCUUCUGUGUUAAAUCUAACUGCACUUGCUCAUACUU
Messenger RNA from Coffea eugenioides, 1401 nucleotides. RefSeq names its product nicotinate-nucleotide pyrophosphorylase [carboxylating], chloroplastic. Lineage: Eukaryota; Viridiplantae; Streptophyta; Magnoliopsida; Gentianales; Rubiaceae. Gene Ontology annotation, cellular component: cytoplasm. The record is from RefSeq and is a predicted model, not a curated record. Bases 137 to 1198 code for a protein of 353 amino acids. The transcript has 10 exons. Gene Ontology annotation, biological process: NAD+ biosynthetic process; quinolinate catabolic process. Gene Ontology annotation, molecular function: nicotinate-nucleotide diphosphorylase (carboxylating) activity.